This is a messenger RNA of Odontomachus brunneus, 1621 nucleotides long. RefSeq lists its product as uncharacterized. The record is from RefSeq and is a predicted model, not a curated record. NCBI's taxonomy places the organism in Eukaryota, Metazoa, Arthropoda, Insecta, Hymenoptera, Formicidae. The coding region runs from base 791 to 1303 and encodes 170 amino acids. The transcript has 4 exons. Gene Ontology annotation, molecular function: zinc ion binding; nucleic acid binding.
CUCUAAACCACAGGUGUUUCCUUAAAUGUUGGAUCGUCCUACGAUGAAAAACCUUACAGCUAAAAAUUUCAGAAGUGGGAUUACGAAGUACGUGUCCUUGAGUUAAAAUUAAAAAAAAUAAAGAAAGUAAUUAGAGUAUAGAUAUAUAUAUAUGCCUGUGAUCACUCGGAGUCGAGGAGCCGGUUCUGGGGAUAGUUCGGCGCCAAUGGAUCGACGACAGUUAGAUGAGCUGACAAUGGAACAGCUCAAAGAAGAAGCUGCGAGAUUGCAUCUACCGACCGCAGGCACUCAAAAUGAUCUGAUUGACGCAAUUAUCACAAGAAUAGAAAGAAAUUCGCUGAUUGAAACAUCGGAUUUGACUGAUCGGACGCUCAUGUCGCAACCAGGGAUAUUAUGUUCCUCUGCACCAUCUGUCAUAUAAAGGGAGAUGGAUCAACCGGUACAAGCGGAUGAUGGUCUAAAUCUGGUGGUGGAUUAAAUCAGAAUAAUAUAACAAAUAAUGUGUGUCCGCCGAUGUUGGGAUCCAUUUCGCCCGCUAACGCAGUCUCGUUAUUGGAAACGCAAAUUCCAGAGUUCGGCACGAGCGAGAGCGAAAAUGUUCAAGUAUGGGUGCAGCGGGUGGAUCAGAUUACGCGGAUACAUGGUGCGUCUGAUAAUCUUUCUAGCAGCAAGCGGCAAAUUAACUAAGUUAGCUCGAAAUGGUAUGAUGCGCAAUUAGGUCGAGCGAAUCUCGAUCAGGAUUUAAGUCGGAAAUUGUAGGCAUGAUCGCGGAAGUUCGUUCUUUGCAAUUAUGAAGCAAGUGGAAGCGCGCAGGUGGAUUUCAGUCAAGGAAACAUUUAAUCAAUAUGCGGUAGAGAAACUCGCGAUAAUGAGUCGGCUAAAUAUAUCGGAAACAGACAAAAUAAAUUUGUUAAUAGGAGGUGUCUUCCAGACUUCAAUCCGAGCGUCUGCUUUAUCGUUAGGGCCAAUGCCGAUAAAUCAGUUUUUAGAUAGAAUGCGUUAUGUCACCGAAGGUGUAUUACAGCUGGAGAAAAGACUAUUAGAUAAGAACCGCGAUAAUAGUCAAAAAGAUAAAUGUAAAAACUGCGGAAAAAUUGGCCAUACGCAUAUACAUUGUAGAGAUCCAGUAGUUACGUGUUUCUACUGCAAAAAGAAGGAUCAUAGGAAGGAUGAGUGUUCGUAUCUUCAAAAUAUAAAUCCACAACGAUUCGUACCGAAUGAUGACAAAUACAACACCAAAUACAGUAGCGCAGGUAGACUCAGUAGCAUCGGUGGAAAAGGAUUCGACUAUAAGAAAUUCUAGGUUUGACGAAAGUAAAGUUACAAGCAAAGGAGUUACCAAGUAAUAUUUUCGAAGUUGACUUUCAUGUGAUCCCGGAAAUUGCGUUUAAGACGAUGCUGCUAGGCUCGUUUUCGUAGAAUACUCUUUUCUUCUAAUUGCAUGCAUAAAACUGCAAAUGCUUUUACAGAGUGAAAGUAUAAGCGAUAACGAAUGCCGCAUACUAAAAAGUUGCAUCGAAAUCAACAAAAAAUUUUGUAUUUACUAUUGAAAAUGCGAUGCAGGUGUCAUAUUUAGUUUCAUGUGACAAAUUUAGAGCUCAUACGCUUUAAAUACAUAGUA